AUGAAGUUCAUCCAACUUGAUUAUGUGGACCAAUCAAUGCUGUUGGCCAAGGAAGGCGAAAGAGAGGGAAGAACCGUAAGGGCGAGGGAUGAACAAACUGUGAAGCGAUUCAAUCAUGUGACUGGUUUUGGGUUCAUCGCUCCGAGUGUUGGCAACGACGAUCUCGUGGUCUACAGGUCCUCGAUCCGAGAUGGGGGCUUUUUCGGUCUUGUGGAAGGUGAGUCGGUAGAGUUUUUUGUCGAGUAUACCGAAAAUCGUAUCAAAGCCGUUGACGUCACCGGCCCAAUGGAGUCGCUGACCCAGGGUGCUAUCCGCCGCGGCGGUUAUGGGUAUGGAGUUAUUGGUGGGGUGGUCUCUGUUUUGUCUGCCGUUGAUGAAGAUGGUGCAGGAGGAGAGAACGGUAACCCAGAGGUUGAAGAGGAAAUUCUCAGAGAGAUCGAAGAGAAGUCCGAUUCGCCGAUUUACGAAGAAGUGAAGGACAUGGUUUACACACACGCUUCGUUGUGUGAGAGCAUGAGACUGUACCCGCCGGUCCCCGCCGACAGCAAAGAAGCAAUGGACGACGACGUCUUACUGGAUGGGACGGUUGUGAAGAAAGGGAUGAGGGUUACUUAUCAUCCUUAUGCAAUGGGGAGGUUGGAGAGGUUGUGGGGGUCAGACUGGGAGGACUUCUGCCCCGAGAGAUGGUUGGAGAAGGAAGCGGUCACCGAGAAAUUGAGGUUCGUGGGGAGGGAUGCUUACACGUACACGGUGUUUCAAGCGGGACCCAGGAUUUAUCUGGGGAAGGAGAUGGCUUUCCUGCAGAUGAAGAUGGUGGUUGCUGGUGUUUUGUGGCGGUUUAGGGUGGUGCCGGCGAUGGAGGAAGGUGUAGAGCCGAUGUUCAUAUCGUACUUGACGUCUAAAAUGAAAGGUGGUUUUUCGGGGAUUAUUAAGGAAAGGGAUGACAAAUUUUAA
Cornus florida is the source of this 954-nucleotide messenger RNA. Its product is annotated as cytochrome P450 94A1-like. NCBI's taxonomy places the organism in Eukaryota, Viridiplantae, Streptophyta, Magnoliopsida, Cornales, Cornaceae. Gene Ontology annotation, molecular function: oxidoreductase activity, acting on paired donors, with incorporation or reduction of molecular oxygen; monooxygenase activity; iron ion binding. Bases 1 to 954 code for a protein of 317 amino acids. The transcript is spliced from 4 exons. The record is from RefSeq and is a predicted model, not a curated record.